UUUACACCCAAGUCCUAUCUAAUCUAAAAUGAGAGCUGAUGGAAGUUAUACAAGCUAAUAUUUCCGAGACUGACACACCUAUGUCUGCAUCCCGGUAAAACAUGACAGGAUAGCAAUCCUAGCUCCUAAAGCACAUAAAAAUGAGUGCCAAUAACCUAGAAAUUUCAUCAUUUUAGGGCCAGAUGUGUCCCUAAUAGAAUAAUGGAGCUCUUCUAAGUUCCAAGAAGCCUAGGAUCAACAUAAAUAAUGGAGCCCUUCUAAGUUCCAUGACGUGGCUGGACAGCCUAUGUCUUUCAGCGAUAUUAUAUCCAGAUUCAUGCAUUCUCAGGAGGAUGAUUACAGACUUGAACUCUUCUCAAUCAUGGCUUGGCUGCUGUGGAAUAGGCGCAACGCCAAGCACUUUGGCCGCCCAGUCCAGCCACUCACCAAGGUAUGUAGCUUGGCCGGUACCUACCUCCAUGAAUUCCUUGCAGCCCAGGCCGAGCCCCCAAAACCCCCUUGAUCCAAUAAUUCUGCAGCAGUGGAGACCCCCUGAUAAUAAUGUCUAUAAGGUGAACUUUGAUGCAGCCACAUUUCGGACCACCAAUUCAGCAGGCAUUGGAGUUAUCGUUCGUGAUUGUGCAGGUGAGGUCAUUGGUGCUCUCUCAAUGCCAAUACCGAUGCCCCAAUCAGUUGCAGCUGUGGAAGCUCUGGCAUGCCGCCGAGCAGUAAAGUUUGCUGCAGAAAUUGGCUUAACUCGGGUGGUAUUCGAAGGCGACUCAGCUGUGGUCAUCAAUGCAAUUUCCUCAACCAAGGGUGACCAGACCAGCUAUGGAAAUGUUAUUGAGGACAUUUGUGUUGUUGCUUCGGGUUUCCAACUGGUUGAGUUUCAUUAUGUUCCUAGAAUGUGUAAUACAGUUGCUGAUGCGCUUGCAAAAAAAGCAAGCACAGUGACUGAUAUCCAGGUCUGGUUGGAGGUUUGUCCAACUGAUAUUAUCCCUCUUGUGUUAAGGCACUUUUCAAAUGUAAGGAAUGAUCCUUGA
This is a messenger RNA of Quercus lobata, 1022 nucleotides long. RefSeq lists its product as uncharacterized. The coding region runs from base 267 to 1022 and encodes 251 amino acids. The transcript has a single exon. Gene Ontology annotation, molecular function: nucleic acid binding; RNA-DNA hybrid ribonuclease activity. The record is from RefSeq and is a predicted model, not a curated record. Lineage: Eukaryota; Viridiplantae; Streptophyta; Magnoliopsida; Fagales; Fagaceae.